Acanthoscelides obtectus is the source of this 1182-nucleotide messenger RNA. Lineage: Eukaryota; Metazoa; Arthropoda; Insecta; Coleoptera; Chrysomelidae. The record is from the annotation of a GenBank genome assembly.
AUGAGUGAAGAAGAAAGACAUAAAAUAUUUACUGAAUAUUGGGGAUUAGGAGAUGUCAACCGCCAACGUGAUUUUAUAUCCAAAUAUGUUACAGUAGUUUCUAAAGCUAGAACUAGAAUUCGUAAAAAGAAUAAGCAUCAUCCCGCUGAAUUACCAGAAAAGAAUGACAAUACAUUCUUAGAACUGUCUAAUGAUAAAACAGUAGAAGAAACACCCAAAAAGGAUCUCUGCGAUAUUUGCCACAACUACGAUAAUAGUUCUCUUGAAGAAAAAUUAGAGUUGGAAGAAGAUUAUCGCAUCCAUAUCCUAAAUAAAAAUAGGGCAAGAGAAAUCAAACAGUUUGAGAAACAAAGAGCAGCUGAGAAUAGCAGUGAGGUUUGUUGCGCUGUCUUUGACUUGCAACAAGUGUUGCCAGUUCCCAAAUCUAAUGUUGGCCUGUCCUAUUACAAAUUAAAAUUAUCAACUUACAACUUUACUGUGUACAACCUAGCAACAAAAGAGUGCAAUUGUUACAUGUGGAAUGAGGUAGUCGGAAACAGAGGUGCCUCUGAGAUUGGAAGUUGUUUACUUUUGUACAUUAUCAGCCAAGUAGAACAAGGAAUAAGAGAAUUUAGCUUCUUUUCUGACAACUGUAGCGGUCAAAACCGCAACAGAUUUUUGUACUCUUUGUACAGCUAUUUAUCGCAAAAAUAUCAAAUAAAAAUAAAACAUACCUACUUAGAAAAAGGCCACACUCAAAGUGAAGGCGAUUGCGUACAUAGCGUAAUAGAAAGAGCUGCUCGAAAUAUACCUAUAUACACACCAGAUCAGUGGUAUACGGUUGUAAGGACAGCUAAAAGAAAGGAUCCUUACAAAGUAGUUGAGCUUGCACAGGAAAAUAUAUAUGAUUUAAAAGAUCUUGAAAAAAAGACGUGUAUUAACUGGGAAAGAGAUGAAGAAAACGAAAGAGUGUUUUUAAAUAAAAUAAAAAUAGUUGAAGCUGAUCCACGUUUCCCUAACACUUUACUUUUUAAAGUUAAUUACGACUCUACCUACAAGAAAUUAAAGCUCACAGAAAAAGGAAGAAAAAAAAUAGAUGUCGAGAUAGCCUCACUAAAACUAAAACCAUGCUACGAAAAGGAAAUUUCUUUGAAAAAACUGAAGAUCAUCUUCAGUUUCUUUGCCGUAAAGGAGCAAUUUUAG